Nicotiana attenuata is the source of this 1122-nucleotide messenger RNA. RefSeq lists its product as uncharacterized. The transcript is spliced from 5 exons. Bases 1 to 1122 code for a protein of 373 amino acids. Gene Ontology annotation, cellular component: cortical microtubule. Gene Ontology annotation, biological process: cortical microtubule organization. NCBI's taxonomy places the organism in Eukaryota, Viridiplantae, Streptophyta, Magnoliopsida, Solanales, Solanaceae. The record is from RefSeq and is a predicted model, not a curated record.
AUGAAUAGAGAUGAAGAUCUUCUUCUGUUUAGAGACAUGUAUAAGCGUGAAAAGAAUGAUCUUGCUAGCUUUCUUCUUCCUGUCUCUGAUGAAUUAGAGUCAAAUGGGAAUUAUGCACUAUACAGAAUGGCUUCUAGCAAGAAAGGUCAAGUAGGGUUGGAUAACUUGAUGACUGAAUCUGGAAAGAGUGACUAUGAUUGGUUGAAAACGCCGCCGGCUACGCCUUUAUUUCCAUCUCUUGACAUGGAAUCCAAUGCUCCAGAACUAGUCAUUCAGAAGGAGAUCCCAAUUAUUCAAUCAGUUACUCUUUCAAGGUUUGCAGACAAAUCAGGGGCAGCUAAAACAAGAAGUACUCUUAUAAUAAGAUCUGCAUCGCCUCAUCAAAAACCAAAAGUUGCCACAAGAAACUUUACACCAACAGGAAAACAACAAGGUGUUUCAUCAAUAGACAAGAAAAACACAAGAUAUGCAGCAACAACAACAACAAUUACAACGGCAAACCAACAGAAGGUGAUCAAAUCCAACAAUUCCAUUGAUCAGAAUGCAAUAAGAACAACAAGGCAAAAAGAGACACAUCUUAAUUUCCUAGCUUCCAACCUAUCGAAAACCAUGGGAAUGGAGUCGUCUUUAAGUAGUAAGCCCAAAAGCAGGGGAGUGUCCCCUGCAGGAAGGCCGAAAAUCCUGGCUCAGACGAUCCCAGGAUUUUCGGAUGAAACACCGGUUAAUCUCAGGACAGACCGGUCCCUUUCAGCAACCAGGGGCCGGUCUAUUAACCAACACCAAUCAACUAACCAACGGCCUGGAUCGUCAUCAUCAUCAUCUUCUUCAUCAUCAGUACAUAUUACAAAACCAACAAGACGACAAUCUUGUUCCCCUAGUGUAACGCGCGGUCGAAAACAGGAUAUUAUUACUAGUAAUACAAAAUUUCAACAGGGAUAUUCUACCACACAAGUUCUUGGCAGUAAAAUGGUGGACAAGUUUAUGAAUGCUAGGAAAUCAGUAUAUGAAGAAAAGGAAAUUACAAAGGCAAAGUUGAAUGGUUCUAUAAAUGAGAACUCUGGUUUUGGAAGGCAUAUAUCAAGAAUAUCAGCAAAUCUGGUUCUCAAACACAUGGUGCACUGA